AUGGAUGUUGUAGGAUCUGCAGGUGAGCCGGGAGCCCCAGGUGAGGAAGGAGAUGCAGGUGAGGAAGAAGCUGUAGGUGUGGUAGGAGCUGCAAGUGAGGCAAGGCUUGCAGAUGUGGCAGGAGGUGUAGCUGCGGAAGAAGCCUGGAUCCAGCAAUGGAGUCAGGCCCUGCAGCCUGUGCUGGAAAAUAUGGCCUACCAGCAACUGAGAACCUUUUCUGGGAUGGAAGAGCCAGGCCACGGGGAUGAGUCCUUUGAGAGCUGGCUGGACCAUGCCCAUGACAUGCUAUACCUAUGGCGACACGUAUCAGAAAGGGAGAGGAGGAGAAGGCUGGUGGAGAGCCUGGGUGGCCCUGCACUGGAUCUUUUGUGUGGCUUCCUGAGAGAAAACCCCAAGGUCACUGUGCAGGACUGCCUGGCCCCACUGGUUCACGUUUUUGGGAACAAGGACACUGAGAUGACUGUGAGGCUAAAGUUCAUGACUUGUGCUCAGCAGCCCCAGGAGACUCGCUUUGCCUACGUGAUGCGCCUGGAAGUCCUGCUGCAGGCGGCCAUGGAGAAGGGGGCCAUCCCACCCUCCGUGGCAGACCAGGUGCGUGCCCGGCAGGUGCGGAUGUGGGCCUGUCCCAAGGACACGCUCUGGAACAUGCUGAGGACGGGGCCAGAGAGGAGAACGCCUGACUUCCUGGGGAUGCUUUGGCUCAUUCAGGAGGUGAAGGCAUGGGAGGCCGCCCCGGCUAUAAACCAGCAGUUCCAAGGGGAAGAAGGGGGCUGUGUGCACACCGGAGACCUGGAUGCUGCCCAGCUCACCCCAGCCCGUGAAGGGGCUGCCCACGCUGCCCCAGCCCGUGAUGGCGAGGCCGCUACAGCCCCUGAAGAUACUUCCCAGGGUGUCCUUUCCAAGGAAGAUAGUGCCGAGGCCACUCCGGCCAAUGCAGUGGCCAGUGAGGCAGGUCCUGGCACUGCCGAUCCUGAUGGGGCUGCUUCUGAAACCGGUGGUGCCACCACGGCGGUCCCUGCCCUUGAGGAGACCUCCUCUGCCACUCAGCGAGGUGAAAAUGCUCUGGCUCCUGCAGGCCUAGGUCAGGCAGGACCCUCCCCUGCCCGUAUGGGCAGCGCUUCUGGGGUGGGCUCAAGAGGUCUUGGCGGUGAGCCAGAGGGCCAGGCCCAGGCAGGAGACCAGGAGGCCCAGGAGCCCCGCGAGGAGGGGCUCAAGCCCAUCCCGGAGGAGUUGGGAAGUGAGGACAGGGCUGGGGAGAUGAGUUCCCCUGAGCCCUCCUCCAGCAAAUAG
Molecule: messenger RNA, 1290 nt
Organism: Pteronotus mesoamericanus
Lineage: Eukaryota; Metazoa; Chordata; Mammalia; Chiroptera; Mormoopidae
Product: paraneoplastic antigen Ma6E-like
Exons: 2
Coding region: 1-1290 (429 amino acids)
Source: RefSeq, a predicted model, not a curated record